UGCAUAUAUAGAAGAUGAAUCUUGGAGGAAGGAGGUUACCGGCGGGCGAGCUAGCAGACUCUGCUUUAUCAGCUCGUGGCUGCACUCAGCUGAUCUCUGGACUCUCAGAUUGAGCAACACAAUAAGAGACAGGCAGCUCCAAAAAUCAGUCAGCAACAAAGGCAGGGCAGGAGGAAGAUUUCAAGAAAGUCACAGAAUAGCAACAAAAAAAAAAAAAAGCGCAGGCCAGAGAGUGUGAGGAGGGAGCAGCAGCAGCUCAAACAGACAGAAACAACAGAGUUAAACAUUGAUAGAGGCCCUUUGAGGUAUAAUGGUGGACAAGAGUUUUUAUCUGGGGUUUUGGGGAGGAGUAUGAAGGAUUUGAGAGGACAGGGGGAGUCAGAGGCAGGGGUCUGGUGGAGAGUAAUUGUGGUGACAGCCAGUGCAAAGGGACCAGCAUUCAUGUGAGACACAGUGGAAUUAAAAGAUAAAAAGACAGAGAGAAGGACCAGAGGAGGACCGACGGACCCCAAACUGGACUUGAGUAUGGGUGUAAAGAGUAAAGCUGCUGCAGCUAUCUUAGUCCUGCUGCUGUUCCUCGGCUCACUGUGGCUACAGGGAGGUUUGGAUUACCACUGGGAUACUUGCUUAAAAGGUUAUAAUCAAGUGAAUAAGUUCCACCAGCUGUCCAACAGCAGCGGGGCUGAUGCAGCUGAGGGCCCCCGCAUCCUGGAGGGGUGCCCCGGUCAGACCUUCCAGGUGUCGAUGCUGCUUACCCACCUGCUGGCUGCACCGGCUUACAGCUCCGACGUGCUGCUGCAACCCUAUCUGUCCAGCUGGGAUGAGCUUGUGAAGUUCAUGGAAUCUCUCGGUCCAAUGGUGGGACUGAUAUCUAAAGAGAUAGAGACUAAGACAUCUGUGAUCCGCCAACUGGCCCUGCUGGCCGAGGAGAACCCCGAAGCAGAGCUAAGCCCAGAUGUACACUCGAUAAACUCUGGGAACACAGAUGUUGGGACAAAGAAUAACGCAGAGGCCUCAGGGCAUGCUAGUGCUUACCACUCUGUGCGCUCCAUGAUCUGGGUGGAGCUGAACCGAGGCCUGGUGGACUUUCACCACCAGACGGACUCUGGAUGCAGGACUCUCCUGCGGCUUCAUCGCGCUCUGCUUUGGCUGAAGCUCUUCCUGGAGAAGCUGGCUGAGACGCCGGUGGCCGGCCGGCUCAGGAGCCCCUCAGAGCUGUGCCGCGAGGCCUACCAGAGAACCCUGGCCAACUACCACACCUGGUUUGUCCGCAGGGCUGCAGAGCUGGCCUUCAUAGCCAUGCCAGAGCGGGGUUUCUUCUUCAGGCUGGUGUGUGUGCAGAACCAGGACCAGCUGAGCACAAUGCUGACCAGAGUGGUUGAGGCUAUUGAGGAGGUUUAUAACAGGACACAGAAAGCCCUAGAGGAAAAUGGCAUGCUGGACUUGCCAUAAGAAAGGCGACUAUCAGACUGGACAUCCAGCCUCUGCUGCUGUUUCACCAUGUUUUGCACUGUCCUCGUGCUAUCCUCGGCACUACACAUUCGAAAACCAAGUUUUACUGCAAAAACAAGGUCUAAACUUGUCAAGGAAACAUGAAUGGACUUGAUUUUUUUCUUUUAGCCAAAACUUACAUGUGCCAUGCUGUCCCUGCCGACCAAAGUGCUGUUUUCAACAAACAACUGACAUAAAAAGUCAGUUUCCGCCUGACAUUCCUCAUCAGAUUUUAUGAAAUUAUGUCUCAAUUUCUGCUCACCUUAGAGGCAGCUGAUAAUGUAUUUAGACUGUGAAUUAUUUAAGCAUGUGGGCACAGUAGCGUGAAUACAAUGAAUACAAUCACCUGUGCUGCAACAUGUCCAAGAGGAGGUAAUCUUGGAGUGUAUCAGAAAAUAUGGGAUCAUGUUUUUUGUGCCUGCACCCACCCAUAUGUAAUUGCAAUUAUUUUUUCCUAUACUGAAAAUUACUGCAGUUCUGAGUGUAGUUAAUGCUUGAUGAUUUAGUAUGCUACCUCAUUACCAGACAGAUGUAAAUGCCUUGCAGCCCAAAAUCUCCAUGGGACCAAUCAAUUCUAAUCAAAGAGGUAUUACACAAAAAAAAUCAAUAUGAGCUGAACAAAGGACAAUAUGGUGUUUUACAGUAAGAGCUGUGUCGAGCAUUAUUUUGUCAGUUUUACACACAUUGGAAUUUUUUUUUUAUCAUGCUCAGAAUGAUUAAAUACCUGUUUACAAAAGA
Molecule: messenger RNA, 2229 nt
Organism: Amphiprion ocellaris (clown anemonefish)
Lineage: Eukaryota; Metazoa; Chordata; Actinopteri; Pomacentridae
Gene: gltpd2b
Product: glycolipid transfer protein domain containing 2b
Exons: 4
Coding region: 526-1452 (308 amino acids)
Biological process (GO): intermembrane lipid transfer; ceramide transport
Cellular component (GO): cytosol; membrane; cytoplasm
Molecular function (GO): ceramide 1-phosphate binding; ceramide 1-phosphate transfer activity
Source: RefSeq, a predicted model, not a curated record